Messenger RNA from Anguilla anguilla (European eel), 533 nucleotides. Its product is annotated as prostate stem cell antigen-like. Bases 82 to 462 code for a protein of 126 amino acids. Lineage: Eukaryota; Metazoa; Chordata; Actinopteri; Anguilliformes; Anguillidae. The transcript is spliced from 3 exons. The record is from RefSeq and is a predicted model, not a curated record.
GAGAGCUCGUUCUCAUCACUGAGGACUUUGAGAACCGCAGGACUGCUCAUCAUAAAAUUUACAUUCUGAAAGCAGUCAGCUAUGAAGACUGGACUCACUUUUCUCCUUGUGAUCUCUUCUUUUUGCUUUGCAGCAGAUGCGCUGCAGUGCUACUCAUGCACAUCGUCCAGCAGCAACGCACAAUGUAACCAGAACACAGUGAACUGCACUGGCUUAAGUGACACCUGCAUGACCACUGUAACCCAAGUUGUGGGGAUUCAGAGCAUAACCAAGACUUGCUCUACGGCCUCAACAUGCAACGCUGCAGCCGCCGCCAACAUCAACUUGGUGAUUGGAGCGAACACAGUCACAUGUUGCCAGACAAACCUUUGUAAUGUGAAUGGCUUCGAAAUGAUCCGGCUGAAUGUACUGCUUUUGGCCCUCCCUGCUGCUCUGAUGGCCCUGAGCUUCGGCAUAUCCUAACUGCCAUACUACUCAGGAGGGAAUGUGUAUCACUUGUGAUCGAUAAGUAAAAAUAAAGAAGGCAAAGUUUU